UUGGAAAAAAGCAUUGCGAAGGGCAUAAAUCCUAAACAAAUGAAAGGAUUUGCAAUAGAGUGAACGAAUAUAUCGUUUUUUAGAGUCUUUAAACAACCGAAGAAGGACGAUUUUAAUAAGCAGUUUUUGAAUCCAAAUCGUUGGAUUCUGACGUCCAAUCCAUUUGCUGGACUCAUUAUGGGCUUUUAAAUGCUGACAAUUAGCAACUCAGGAGUUUCCCAUAGAUAUUAAGUGAGCCUUGAUAGGUCUUUCGCAAUUUUCUGUCGUUAUCCGAAUUUUUCUAAAACUUUAUUUGUUCCACUUCGAGUAGACCAUGAGACCAUGUUUGAGCCCUCCGCUUUCUUGGACGAAUUGAGAAUGAACUCAUUUAACAACUGUCUCAUUUCUUAAUUUCUGUGCGCAUUCAAUUAUAUAAAUACGUUUUGCGUAUGUAUAAGUUCCAUGACGUACACUCAGUUGGUAAAAUUCUCAAGUAUUUCUAUUUGAAGAAAGAAAAAGCAUUAGUUAGUCAUAGACAAGCAACAUAGUUUUGUUCUUUUGUCAAUAACGAUUUCCUAUUUUAUAAUUAAAAAAGUGAAGGUUUCUCUUUCUCUCUCGUAGUGAUAUAAAACAUACAAGAGUUAAUAACUGGCUUAACAUUUCAGCAACACUGCUACCAUGAUCAUCAUGUUUUUUUCCAGUCUGAUACUGUCCACUUUGCUGGCGUAUAGUGACUCAAACGACCAUGGUUUUUCAUAUUUAGAAAAUAUUUUACAUAAAAGACAAAAACGUUUGGAUUUAGGUAAAUAUAUCAAGCGUCAGAUCAUCUGAGUUUUCGUUUCGUUAAAAUAAAUUUUCUUACUUUCUAGAGACAAAAUGUAUCAAUGACUACUCUGUUCGUGCUCCCUAUCAACUUCCUCAAGGGCAAUCACCUGUGAUUUAUCCACCCAAUGUUACAAUGGUAUCACCUUAUUCGUCUUGUGCUUGGGUACCUUAUACAAGUACUACAAAUCCUCAGGAACAUUGUCCGCCUAGUUCACAAAACAUUCUCACACCAUUUAUUCCAUUAAUGUUAAAUCCAGGUUUCUUGACAACAGCAAAACUAGCUCAAACAAUGAUAGAAUACAGUGUAAAUGAUCAUGAUUCAACCAUUAUACAAACACAAUCUCUAUUAACUCUUCACUGUACACUGAAUUAUUUUGAUUGUUAUAGUGAUGCGGAAAUAAAGAUCAUUCAACAAGUACUAGAGAAUUAUAAAUGGUCAAGCUUUGGACUAGGAUUAAAUGAAAUUGGUUGUGAUAUUGAUACCGUACAAGCAUAUGUGACGGCUGAAGCUGACUCAGGAUCAGCAUCUACAUUAUGGGCUUUCGUACGAGGAAUAGAAUCGGCUAUUAGUGCUCAAGGUGUUAAAAUAAAACAACCAAGAAUUGAAAAAUUUCAUAUGACAUUAGCUACAGUUAAAUACCAGUAUCCAAGUGAUUGUAUCGUUUCUAAACUAAAACAAGACUUACUACCAUUUUUUCCAUCGCAUGAAUUUGGUUCAAAAAAAGUUUGCUGUUUUUGGAUCAAACAAGCAGAUGGUGAGAUCAAAAGAUAUUUUGCACAGGACUGUUCGCUUCUAGAAAGAUUGACUUGUCGAUAAGUAUUAAAAGCAUUUGUACUGAGACUAUUUGACCUUAUUAUUACUUGUUUUGUUUGAGAACUAUAUAUAAUCAAUGAAAUAGUUAGGUUGAUGAGCUUAAUAUAUAUCACUCGUUUUUAUUUAAUAGCAAGAUCAGAGUAGAGUUUUGACUUCUUCUGCUGAUGAAGAAACGUUUCUUUAUCAGCUCUACAAUCCUGGUUUAUACAGAAUUGUAAAUGGAAUACAUUCAGUAAAGGUUCAUUUAAAAAUUUUGCACAGUUGUGGUCAGAAGUACCAGCGAAAGAACUUAUCAUAUUGGUUGUAACAAAGUCAUAUAAUAUUAGACGCUAUGUGUUUAAGUGCAACAACAUAGUGACUUACCUUUCAAUUAAUUUAAGGCAGAAAGUUCCAAGUUGUUUCCAUUUAUUUGCUUGUCAUCAAGCAAUCAUACUUUACUUUUAUCUUUUUUCUUUCUUUACCUAAGUGAAACUUCUUGUAACCAAGAUCUUAAGAAUGUAGCCAGCCAGGAUUUUUUAGGUCUUCUUACACAUUUUGUACAUAUGAUCUUGGAAAAGUUCGUAAGGACAAAGCAGUUAUCAAUAUUUGAGAUUUGAGUCGUGACCGCCAUAUAUACAAGGUAAAUAAGAUAUCCAAUAAUACCUGUGCUUUUCAUUAGACUCGGAAAAAAAUCUUAAUUUAAGCUUUUUUUAAAUUUAAACGAGGACAUAAUUUAACAAUCUCAAUUACCUUUUACAAAUGGAUAAUGUUAACACGUCUAUAGGGUUAUAUGUAUCCACACCAGAGAUGUCACUAGUCAACAAAAUCAUGACCGGUACCGACCGGUUAUUGGUGACCGGCGAACAUGUGCAGACCUUACGUGAUCGGCCAUUUUUCAAAAAAUUUUACUGAUAAGCGACGGGUGUUUUUUGCUUUCUGUUCGAUAUAAAUACGCUUUUUUCUGUCAUAUUUUCUAGUUAUAAGCCAAGUCGACCGAACCCGAUUCAGCAAUUUGACCGGAACCGAUUCAGGCGGCCGGUUCAUAAG
Didymodactylos carnosus is the source of this 2644-nucleotide messenger RNA. Lineage: Eukaryota; Metazoa; Rotifera; Eurotatoria; Philodinida; Philodinidae. The record is from the annotation of a GenBank genome assembly.